UCAUCUGUGUGUGUUGUCUUCGGAUAUUAGUGGACUUGCAAAAUAAAUCUUGCAAGGAACUCAUACUGUUUGGAUGAUGCUUUGGAUACUUACAAUCCUCCUUAUGAACAUGUACAAAGCACAUGAUGUUAUUCAAUUAAAUCGAGUAACAGAAGCUGCACCUGGAGAUACAGUGACUUUAGAUUGCUUUUUCCCUGUGGUUUUCAAGACCGAAACACUGUCCUGGUACAAACUAACACUGGGACGAAAGCCUGUAUUAGUGGCUAGUUUGUUUAGAGCCACUCAGUCCUGGAGUCCUUUGUUUUCUGAAGACUUUCAAAAUGGACGGAUGAACAUACAGCAGUCUGAAAGAACAUUUAAUCUGACCAUCGCAAACAUCACAUCAUCUGAUGAAGCAACAUAUUACUGCAUAGGGACAUUGAUUUCUGAUCUUACAUUUGGAAAUGGAACGUUUCUGGCUCUCAAAGGACACAGACAAUUUAACCACAGCUUUAAUGAGGAUAGAGCAUUGUUCUGCAAAGUGGCCAACUGUGGACAAAUGAACACUGAAAAGAAGACAGUUUUGAACACAGAAAAAGCUGUGGAUCCUGUUGUUUAUGGGUUGGCUGCUGUGUUGGGACUGUGUUUUGCGCUCAUAUGUUACCUGGUCAGUCUAAUUUACCAAGACAGGAACCACAAACAUGACGAAGCCGAUGCCAACCAUCGAGGCUACAGCAAUAGAGAUGACCUUGAUCAUAAUACUGAACAGAUGCCAGUAAGUUUCAUAUUCAUUGUUUUCAUGUCAAAGAAACAGUUCGAUAUAGAGUUACAAUGCCAUGCCUGUUUCCUUUAGAUGUUGAUGAGUCCAGAUGGAAAUGUCUUCACUUCUGUUAUCUACAAAAUCAAGGACCUCUAAGUGUCUGCAGAGCCAUGAAAUGCUGCCCUUUCAGCUUUCAUAUCUGCUACCUGUUCAACCAAGUUGACCACCAACACUCACACGCACACACACACACACGCACAUACACACACACACACACUCCCACGCACACACACACGCCCACGCACACACACAAACAGGCACGCACAUGAACAUACAUACUACAUACUGCUUCUCCUGCUUUGUUGCCUACAUGUUACCUCAUGUCAUUUAGUAGUAACUGAUGAACAUGGAUUUUGCAUGGCACCAUUCCUUCCCUGCUGUACAUAGAGAGCUGUAAUUGUGGGCACAUGCUACAGUGAAAAAGGGCCCUUUCUGCUGAAUGAAAACAUACAAUACAAAUGUUUUGUGCUAAUUGUAAUGUACUCUUCAAAUUAAUAAAGAGUACAUUCUAUUUUGCAUUAACUUUGCAUGCAGCAAUGUUUGAUUUUAUUUGUGAAAAAGUCAAAAACUGGCAAAAGGGACAGGCGAGACUCCGUAAUGCUGUUUCAAAUCUAGCCUUUAUUCUUCCUGCUUCUUACCACGUGUACAAGCAUACCUCAAACUCUUUUUUGUUUUGUUAAACUGACUAUCUAUGUUUUCUUCAUCAUAUUUACACAUCGCUAUGCAUUGCUCAUCAAUUUAAAAUAAUGUUUUAUACUAAUUUUUAUACUGCGGCUGAUAGAGAAAUGUGAAACUCUGACUUUAAUCAAGUAUGUAUGUGUGUUAAUCAUUUGCCUUUGUAAGCUGAAACUUGACUUUUCUUAAGUGCUGAUGUUUCUAACUCUGUACGUGUACCUUCUGUGUGUGCCUGUCUCGUCUGAUGCAGUCUGGGAGUGGGCCUGGCCCAUCUCUCAUCCUCCAAUAUGAGAGUGAGCCAAUGCUUCUCUCUUGUCUGCCAAGACAUGAGUGAGCCUGAUAUGCAUAUUGAAUAAAAAGAUACUUAUACACAACUUCGGAGUCCGAGGUAAACUGUAGUGUGAAUUUCCACCUAACAGUGGCAAAACAAUAAAAUUGUCUCAAGGUGCUUUACAGGGCCUGAACCCCCUCAGAGCAAGUACAAUUGCGACACAAGGAAGAACUCCUUGGCAACAGGAAAGCCGGCCGGGUAGAGACAA
Molecule: messenger RNA, 2013 nt
Organism: Clupea harengus (Atlantic herring)
Lineage: Eukaryota; Metazoa; Chordata; Actinopteri; Clupeiformes; Clupeidae
Exons: 5
Coding region: 74-832 (252 amino acids)
Biological process (GO): response to bacterium
Source: RefSeq, a predicted model, not a curated record